Messenger RNA from Microtus oregoni (creeping vole), 1017 nucleotides. It is a transcript of the gene Acyp2, whose product is annotated as acylphosphatase 2. The transcript is spliced from 4 exons. Gene Ontology annotation, molecular function: acylphosphatase activity. The coding region runs from base 141 to 518 and encodes 125 amino acids. The record is from RefSeq and is a predicted model, not a curated record. NCBI's taxonomy places the organism in Eukaryota, Metazoa, Chordata, Mammalia, Rodentia, Cricetidae.
UUCGCCUGCCGACCUCGGGCACUUUAGAGAACCGGGUCCUGGGGACCGAGCAGACGCCGCCUGUCGCGUGACUCGGCGCUCGCGUCCCGGGCCGUCGCCUCCUCCGCCGCCGUCGCCGCCGGGCACCGGUGCCAGCGCCCAUGAGCCUCCUCCGCGCAGCCGCCGUCGCCGCCGGGCGCGCGCCGCACACUCCGAUCCGGCUGCUCGCGAGGAACCUGGCCGCCAUGGCGGAGCCGCUCAAGUCUGUGGAUUACGAAGUGUUCGGGAGAGUGCAGGGUGUUUGCUUCAGAAUGUACACAGAAGGAGAAGCUAAGAAAAUAGGAGUGGUUGGCUGGGUGAAGAACACAAGCAAGGGUACCGUGACGGGUCAAGUGCAGGGUCCUGAAGAAAAGGUGAAUUCCAUGAAGGCCUGGCUGAGCAAGGUUGGGAGCCCUAGUUCUCGCAUCGACCGGGCAGACUUUUCUAAUGAAAAAACCAUCUCUAAACUAGACUACUCUAACUUUAGUAUUCAUUAUUAAUGAAAGCAAAAUAACAAUUGUAAUGCCUACAUUGCAGAAGAUAAAACAUAUUCUUAAAUUUGUAGUAGUAGGAUUAAAAAUGGGAACUUUCUGUUCUGGAAACCUCAGAAUUAUAUGUUACUAAAAUGUCUGAAAUUGAAAAAAAUGUUACCCACCUUUGUUUUUAGCAAGCAGAAGCCAAGUAUAAAAUAAAAUGUUGCUGUAAAAUAUCUGCUGUGAAGAUUCAAGCAAAACCUUGUCUUACGGAGGGAGUCACUAAUUUCAGAAAACAUUGUAGUGUGUACAUGUUAUUCAGCUAGACGUAAAAUAAAGUUAACUAUCUAAAAUUAUCCUUAAAUAUUGUUGCCUAAUAAGGUGAAUUUUAAUGUUAUCUGAAAAUAAUUUACUACUAAAGUUGAAUAAUCUGUAUUGUUAUUGAAGUCUUAGAAUGGCUAAAAUAAAUUUGUGUGAUGAUCACUGUAACGAGAAAGUAACAGCAAUAAAGAGUUAGUGUGUAAAA